AUGAAAGUAAUCCUGGUUAUGGCUUUCCUGGCUUCCUUGAGUCUCGCUCUGGCUAGACCACAAGUGGGACAUGGCUCAGUCAAUGGACCCAGUGGCCGAUUCCCCAUGACCAAGAAUUGGGCUCUACCACCUGUUGAUCUGCGAAAGCCAAUUAUUUUCCUGCCAGAAGCCACGCCAAUUCAUGAAGUUCAAGAGUCACGAGCCGUUCAUACGAAACAAAAAAAAGACUGA
Messenger RNA from Drosophila bipectinata, 231 nucleotides. RefSeq lists its product as uncharacterized. Lineage: Eukaryota; Metazoa; Arthropoda; Insecta; Diptera; Drosophilidae. The record is from RefSeq and is a predicted model, not a curated record.